Molecule: messenger RNA, 1458 nt
Organism: Penicillium robsamsonii
Lineage: Eukaryota; Fungi; Ascomycota; Eurotiomycetes; Eurotiales; Aspergillaceae
Product: Major facilitator superfamily domain general substrate transporter
Exons: 4
Coding region: 1-1458 (485 amino acids)
Biological process (GO): transmembrane transport; carbohydrate transport
Cellular component (GO): membrane
Molecular function (GO): carbohydrate:proton symporter activity
Source: RefSeq, a predicted model, not a curated record
AUGGCCUCCAAGGUCUUACAGAACAACACCAACAGCAGCUGGAUGAAAGAUCCAGGGCUGCGGAAACUAAACCUGGGGAUCGGGCUUAUGCUAUCUGCAUCGGCUACCGCCGGAUAUUGUGCUAGCAUGAUCAAUGGACUCCUGGUGCUUCCCGAAUUCUCGAAAUUUUUGGGAGAUCUUGACACAAAUCAGAGAGGCCUGAUUAUCGCAGCUGUCUCGCUUGGAUCUUUUAGCUCCUUCAUCCCCGGAUCUUACAUCGCCGAUAAUUUGGGACGGAGGAUUUGCGUUCUCAUCGGAGCCGCACUAGUCAUCAUCGCCUCCAUUAUUCAAGUCGCUACAAACAAUAAUUGGGUCUUUUUCGGUGCUCGUGUCCUAGCUGGAGUGGGAGUUGGGGUCUCACAAACGGCUGCACCAUUGCUCAUCACCGAAUCAACACAUCCACGCCAGCGACAGGCUUUCACGGGUCUAUACAAUGCACUUUGGUUCAUCGGGUCAAUCACAUCAGCUGCUAUUGGUUUUGCUGGACUCACGGUCAUAGGGAGGCUUUGCUUUGUUCCCGAGAGCCCAAGAUGGCUCGUCUCUCGCGGAAGGAAAGAGGAGGGAAUGGCGAUACUGGCAAAAUAUCACGCCAAUGGAGAUGAAAACGAUGAACUGGUUCAGGAUGAAUUCUACCAGAUUUGCAAGAGCAUAAACGCGGAAUCCGAUAAGAGCUGCCGCCGCUGGAGCACUUUCUUCAAAACCAGGAGCAACAUGCAUCGCCUAUCCAUUUGUGUAAUUCUGGGGUUCAUGCAAGAGUGGUCUGGAAAUGGUGUGGUUUCUUAUUAUCUAGCGCCGAUUCUGGAAUCAGUCGGUAUAUACAACGCAUCUCACCAGGCUGCUAUCAAUAUUAGCAUGCAGGUGUGGAACCUGGGAUUCGCGGUCGCCGGAGCAAUGGCUGCAGACCGGUACGGACGACGAAAGCUCUGGCUAAUCGCGACAAUGUUGAUGUUCAUUUAUCUCUCCGCCGCGACCACUAUGUCUGGUCUUUUCCAGGAGAUGCAUGUGCUAGAGGCUGGCAUUGCUGUGGUUCCCAUGCUUUUCCUCUUUUGCAGCGCCUACGACAUGGCAUAUAUGCCCUUGUUCAUUGCAUACCCAGCUGAAAUCCUGCCCUUCCAACUCCGCGCCAAGGGCCUUGCUAUCACAUUGACCACCGAUUCGAUGGCUUGCUUUUUCAACCAGUUUAUUAAUCCGGUGGCCUUGGCGGCAAUCCGCUGGAAGUACUUCACGGUGUAUCUGGGCUGUCUUGUGAUUUUCAUGGGAACGAUCUACUUCCUCUUCCCGGAGACUAAAGGCCUAUCUCUGGAGGAGGUGGCACGGAUCUUUGAAAAGGAGAAGACUUACCAGGUGGAGUCGAACAACUCGGAUGUUUCGCAAGAGCUGCUCGUGUUCCAGAACAAGGACAGCACCUCAUCCUCCUGA